Gossypium arboreum is the source of this 735-nucleotide messenger RNA. RefSeq names its product 2-hydroxy-palmitic acid dioxygenase mpo1-like. The coding region runs from base 1 to 513 and encodes 170 amino acids. The transcript has 5 exons. Gene Ontology annotation, biological process: sphingoid catabolic process. NCBI's taxonomy places the organism in Eukaryota, Viridiplantae, Streptophyta, Magnoliopsida, Malvales, Malvaceae. Gene Ontology annotation, cellular component: endoplasmic reticulum. The record is from RefSeq and is a predicted model, not a curated record.
AUGAAGCAACCUGAUACAAACAAGGAAUCCAAUGGCAGUAGUGGUGGAAAAGGCAGUGGUCGAGUCCGGGGAAAGAGGCGAAACUGUCAUGUAUUGCGUUUUAAGGAUGUUGCCAAGGAUGCUUUUAGCUUGAAUGCAGCUUUGUUUCUCUCAUUGAAGAAACGUAAGAACAUUUCAAUGUUAUGUACAUUUGGUUAUCCGCUUUUGCAAAACACGGUUUUCCUUCUAUUUCAAAUCGUGACUCCAUACUUUUCCAUUCAGGUUGUGCUGGUAUCUCAAUUGCUUUGUUGGACAGGACAGUUUCUUGGCCAUGGAAUGUUCGAGAAACGAGCACCCGCGUUGUUGGACAAUCUUGUUCAAGCUUUUCUAAUGGCUCCUUUCUUUGUUUUGCUCGAGGUUCUUCGAUCAUUAUUCGGAUACGAACCAUAUCCUGGUUUUCACAUGCUUGUAAAUGCAAAGAUCAAAGCCGAAAUCAAGGAGUGGCAGGACAAGAAACAGAAAAAGGUUUCUUAGGUUAAAUUGUUGUAAGCUGUAUGUUUGGUAAUGAGUAAAUUUAGGUUAAAGUAUAAUGUAUUGUUGUGGUAUUAGUGUUGUAAGGCAACAUUGCAUGAGUAGUAUAUAAUUAUAAUGCAUUUAUGUAGGUAAUUUUAAUAUGUAAUAUACGUAUAAAGCAUAUAUAUAUAUAUAUAUAUAUAUAUAUAUAUUCAUACUUACAUCAAAGUUCUUGAUUGAGUU